Molecule: messenger RNA, 2074 nt
Organism: Colossoma macropomum (tambaqui)
Lineage: Eukaryota; Metazoa; Chordata; Actinopteri; Characiformes; Serrasalmidae
Gene: pgk1
Product: phosphoglycerate kinase 1
Exons: 11
Coding region: 121-1374 (417 amino acids)
Biological process (GO): gluconeogenesis; glycolytic process
Cellular component (GO): cytosol
Molecular function (GO): phosphoglycerate kinase activity; ADP binding; ATP binding
Source: RefSeq, a predicted model, not a curated record
AAACCCGCACCGCCCACCUGGGGUGCGUGAGCAUGAAGCUAAGGUCAUUUUCAUUCGGGAACUACCCAGCUCUGCAGUCCACAGCCAAGAGGGAGAAACGCCGAACAUCCAGCAUCCGAGAUGUCUCUGUCCAAUAAACUCACCCUGAACAAGGUGGAUGUGAAGGGAAAGCGAGUCAUCAUGAGGGUUGAUUUCAAUGUGCCCAUGAAGGACAAGACCAUCACAAACAACCAGAGAAUCAAGGCUGCAGUCCCAUCCAUCCAGUACUGUUUAGACAAAGGGGCUAAAGCUGUGGUGCUGAUGAGCCACUUGGGCAGGCCCGAUGGUGUCCCCAUGCCCGAUAAGUACUCUCUGGAGCCUGUGGCUGCAGAACUCAAGAACCUGCUGGGGAAAGAUGUUAAGUUCCUUAAGGACUGUGUCGGUCCAGAAGUGGAGAGUGCCUGUGCUGACCCUCCUGCAGGUUCCGUUAUUCUUCUGGAGAACCUGCGCUUCCAUGUUGCAGAGGAGGGCAAGGGCAAAGACGCCGCAGGAAACAAGACCAAAGCAUCACAAGAAGAGAUUAACGCAUUCAGGGCCUCCUUGUCCAAGCUGGGUGACGUCUAUGUUAAUGAUGCCUUUGGAACAGCACACAGAGCCCACAGCUCCAUGGUGGGAGUAGAUCUGCCUCAGAAGGCUGCAGGCUUCCUGAUGAAGAAGGAGCUGGACUACUUUGCCAUGGCUUUGGAGAAACCACAGAGACCUUUCCUGGCCAUCCUUGGAGGAGCCAAAGUCAAAGAUAAGAUCCAGCUGAUCAACAACAUGCUGGACAAAGUGGAUGAGAUGAUCAUUGGGGGCGGCAUGGCGUUCACCUUCCUCAAGGUCCUCAAGAAUAUGGAGAUCGGCACUUCCCUGUUUGAUGAGGAGGGAUCCAAAAUUGUAAAGGACCUGAUGGCCAAGGCAGAGAAGAAUGGUGUCAAGAUUGCUCUCCCUGUCGACUUUGUCAUUGCAGACAAGUUUGACGAGAAAGCUGCGACAGGCACAGCUACAGUGGAAGCUGGCAUUCCAGCAGACUGGAUGGGUCUGGACUGUGGACCGGAGAGCUCUAAGCUCUAUGCAGAGGCUGUGAGCAGAGCCAAGCAGAUUGUGUGGAACGGACCUGUUGGUGUGUUUGAGUGGGACAAUUUCGCCAAGGGAACCAAAAAUCUGAUGGACAAAGUUGUGGAAGUGACCAAAAAUGGCUGCAUCACCAUCAUCGGUGGCGGAGACACAGCUACCUGCUGUGCCAAGUGGGACACUGAGGACAAGGUCAGCCACGUGAGCACAGGAGGUGGAGCCAGUCUGGAGCUUCUAGAGGGUAAAGUGUUGCCUGGUGUAGAUGCCCUCAGCAGUGUAUAAGCCUGUGGCGCUUCGUCUGCCGGCGUUGGGGUGCUCUACCCUGAAGAGGCUGCCGCUCUUAUUCACUCACUCAGCACUUGUUCGACGCUAUCACCUUACAGGGCCGCAAAUGACGAUUCCCCAUCUCUCUACUGCAUCAGCGGCCAACAGUGUGCUGCGCUGGACUCUCUCACUGGUUCUCCACUACCUUCAGUUACUCCACCAUUUGUGUUAUUACCGUAUUGCCUAAUGGGAGGCCUCACUCAUGCAGACAGCAACAGCAUACUGGGUCCUUCUGCUUUGUUUUCCAGUAAAGAGAGUUAAAAUGCCUAAAGCUUAGUGCCGUUACUUGGUUUAACCCUGAUUGUAGGGAAUUUGUCAUUUGUUUCACCUGCUGAAAUAUUAGUUUUUGUCUGUGUGUGUCAUCCUUGUAUAACUAGUAGAAGUAUAUACAGAACAGCAUAUUAAGAUGUAAAUGUGGUGCGUGUGAUGUUACCGUAGAGUUUAUAUUUUAUAUUUGUCGCCUCUUCGCAGAUGUUGAAACUGUACGUAAAAACUGUAGACACUUUCCUCCCCUCAUAUUGCACUUGUCAUCCUGGUCCUAUGGCUUGUACGGUAGAUUCUUCCCCAGUGGGGUCAUACAGAUGGGCUGACCAGAAGACCCAGGUAGUCUUUCAUGGAAUACAAAUAAAGGAGUGAAAACCAAAAAAAAACCAAAAAC